This is a messenger RNA of Thyridium curvatum, 774 nucleotides long. RefSeq lists its product as uncharacterized. NCBI's taxonomy places the organism in Eukaryota, Fungi, Ascomycota, Sordariomycetes, Thyridiales, Thyridiaceae. The record is from RefSeq and is a predicted model, not a curated record. Gene Ontology annotation, molecular function: acyltransferase activity, transferring groups other than amino-acyl groups. The transcript has a single exon. Bases 1 to 774 code for a protein of 257 amino acids.
AUGAAAAGCCUACCGCCAAAUAUUGUGCUCACCGAGGCCAGCGCGGCUGAUCUACCAGCUAUUGCUGAAACCGCACGAGUGGCCUUCCUCAGUGAUACACACACCCAACUCAAAGACCUCGUUAACGGUGGCAGCUGGUUCACCUCCUCUGACGCCCAACAAUGGCUGCAGAGCCUACUUGACAACCCGCAAAUCGACAUCAUUGUGGCCAGGAACCAGGAGAUUCCACCUGACCGAUCCCCAACAGAGGUCUACCCCGCGCCCAUUGCCGGAUUCAGCAUUUGGGGGAAGCGCAACUACGACGAUACCACGAACAGCGCGCCCGCCGCGCCGCCGGGGCCCCGGCCCCCUGCACCAAUGCACCCUUCGCUUCCAGUGCACCGGCCUCUGACCGUGCGGGACCUCGAGUUCAUCACGAACCAGUCUAUGGCCGACUGGCAGGGUUACUUCUGCCCUCCCAGCGUUAGGUGCAGGUUCGUCGUGAGCUGCUCCGUCAGGCCCGAAUACCAAGGGCGAGGCAUUGGUGGUGCGCUACUUCGAUGGGGCAUAGACAAGUGCGACGACGAGGGCGUCUACUGUUGGGUGCAGAGCAGCAUGGGUGCCUUGCGGGCGUAUGAGGCCGUCGGGUUUACGGAGGUUGGUCGGCUCGAGUUGAAUCUGGAUGAUUUCUCCGAGGGACACUCGAGACACGACGGCAAAGGCUGGGGGAUAUAUGUUUGGCCAUAUAUGCGCAGAGAGCCCACGAUUCUACGAAGCGGUGACGGGGAUGCCUGA